AUUUGACAUGUCAGUUAUUUUUUUUAAUAUCUCAUGAUGUUCGGCAAAUGUGUUGUGUUAUUCUGCCUUCUUGCGACUGUUAUUCAUAAUACCACAGCCCUGCCAAUCACCUACCCAUCGCUCAACUCCAUUUACAACCAAAUCCCGCCAGACGCGAUCGCUGGCACGCCUGUCAUAACCGAGAUAGAGCCAACAUUACAAUUCGGUGACAUGUCAGUUACAGGCGAACUGCCGGUAGGUGGCAGCAUAAGAGUGAAGGGUAUCUUCCCUGUUUAUGGCUCCGUAGUAGUCGAUGGCAGUCUGCCUUCAUCAGGCACGGCUGUUGUUAACACCGGUUGUGUGAAUACGCAAGUUAUUUAAGAGAUUAAUAAAUUAUUUUUGUUCGUGUUUAUUUGUGUUUUGUUUUAUUUAUACUGAGUUUUGUUCGUUGUUAUGUUAUUCUUUAUAAUAAUGUCUGCUGAAUGUUUGACUGGUAAUGGACUCUUAAUUAUAAGGGACACUUAAAAUACAGAGGAAAAUUGAUUCUUAAGCACCUCACAUGGUAAUUGCGAGCAGGCCCAAUGUUAGGGCGUGAUUGUUCGAAGGCCUAUUAAGCCAAAUUUAAGAUGCUUUAACGUCUGGAGUCUCCUACCUUCCGUGGUGCAUAUCGUAUACCUAUACUGUUUGUAUAAGCUAAAAACUGACACUUGAUAUUAAUUACCUAAGCCCUAAAUACUUAAGUGACACAAUGUUCUCCGCUGGCUCUGGGUAAUUCUAAAUUUCAAUGUUUUUUUUUAUAAAGCUGGUGGUUUAAUUGACUAUUUACUUGUAAGGGCCUUAAAGACAUUGAGAAAGCAAAAGUAACUUCGAUUCUUUGCUUGUA
Messenger RNA from Trichoplusia ni (cabbage looper), 862 nucleotides. RefSeq lists its product as uncharacterized. Lineage: Eukaryota; Metazoa; Arthropoda; Insecta; Lepidoptera; Noctuidae. The transcript has 2 exons. Bases 34 to 360 code for a protein of 108 amino acids. The record is from RefSeq and is a predicted model, not a curated record.